Molecule: messenger RNA, 2301 nt
Organism: Ylistrum balloti
Lineage: Eukaryota; Metazoa; Mollusca; Bivalvia; Pectinida; Pectinidae
Product: GTP-binding protein 10 homolog
Exons: 9
Coding region: 23-1231 (402 amino acids)
Cellular component (GO): mitochondrion
Molecular function (GO): magnesium ion binding; GTPase activity; GTP binding
Source: RefSeq, a predicted model, not a curated record
ACAAACAAUCAAUACUAACAAAAUGAUGACUCUGACGAAGAACUUUUUAAUUUUGACAUUACGAAGUUUUUCAACAAAAGCAGCGCCUAAAACCACUAAACCACGAAAGUACACAUUUAUUGAUUCAUUACGUGUUCAUGUGAGGGGAGGAGCAGGGGGACAGGGCUUCCAGAAGUUUGGUGGUUCUGGAGGAGAAGGAGGAUGUGUUUACAUCAAAGCAAACAAAGAUAUCAACAACCUGAAAACUGUCAUAGAAAAAAAUCCAAAGAAGCGUUAUGCUGCUGCUGUAGGGCAAGAUAGCAGGAGACAUUGGAUCCUGGGGAACCCUGGUGAGGAUGUUUGUAUAGAGGUGCCUGUUGGAGUGUCAGUUAAAGACGAGCAUGGCAAGGAAAUGGCUGAUCUUGACGAGGAUGGUGAAGAAGUGGUAGUGGCAAAAGGUGGCAAGGGAGGGACUAUUGAAAACAGCUUCCUCGGUCAGAAAGGAGAGGCACGUACAAUUGUUCUCGACCUAAAACUAAUUGCAGAUGUUGCUCUGGUGGGAUUUCCAAAUGCCGGUAAAUCAACAACUCUAGCUGCUUUGUCGCGAACAUCUCCAAAAAUUGCUGCAUAUCCUUUUACAACAAUACAGCCAUAUAUUGGAACUAUGCAAUACCCAGAUAUGAGACAGAUAACUGUAGCUGACUUGCCCGGACUGAUCGAGGGAGCACAUGUAAAUAAAGGCAUGGGUCACAAAUUUCUAAAGCACAUAGAGAGGACCAAACUACUCCUAUUUAUUGUCGAUAUCGACGGAUUUCAGCUACACACAAGAUAUGCUUACAGAACAGCUUUUGAAACCAUACUACUGCUGAAUAAGGAGCUUGAGUUAUAUAACAGAGACGUCUUAGAGAAGCCAGCAAUUUUAGCCCUGAAUAAAAUAGAUCUGGACCAAGCUAAAGAGAAGACAAGAACCAUAAUAUCCCAAGUGAAACAUCUACCAGAAUCACUUAGUGAUGUGGAUCCAGAAUUUCAUCCUAAACAGAUUAUAAAGUUUGACGGUAUAUUGCAAAUGUCAGCCAAAAAUCAAGAUUCUGUGGAGAUGGUGAAAGAUUUAAUCCGUAAGAGACUAGAUUACCAUCAUGAAAAGGAGAGGAGAUUGAAUGAGCAACAUGGCAUUGUGGUACCAGAUAGUUUAAAGAACUUUCAGGAACGUCUCCGAUUAAAAAAUGAACAACGCAAGGCCAGGUUAUUAUGAUGACAAAUCGAUACCUUGGUGUGAUGUAAAAAUAUGAUGUUUAUUGGGAGACAAUAGUAAUAUAAUAUCCUGUUAACAUGUUAAAGUCAUACAGUUUUUACUAUAGAUUACAUGUAUAUAGGUAUCUCUGCAGUAUAUUCAGAAUCAGCAAUGCUGUUAAAUUUUAUCCUGAGAUUUGUGGUUUCUCCAUCACCUAUCCAAUAUGAUAAAAUAUUCUUUUUGUUUAAACUGGUCAAAAUCCAAUUGAAUUACCAAUCAAGUUAAACUUGUUAUUCAUUUGAAAAAUAAGUAGAUGGAAAGAAAUUUAAAUGUCAAUGAAGUUGGUAAUCAUAAAGAUCUGAAAUGAAAAUGUGAUAUCGUGUUGGUCUGUGUGGCCAUCUAUUGGUCUGUUUAUUCAACAGUAUGUCUCUACAGGUUUCUUUCUUUUCGUUCAAAGUACAUUAUAUGUCAUACCAUUAUGAGUUUCAAAUGUUCAGGGGCAGUGUGAUAGUUAUCUUUUCUUUUUCUAUUAUCACUGAAAAUUUACAUGUUUUUCUUUGUUACUAUGACUGGUGUUUGGCGGUGAGGGGGAUAUUUUGGGAUUUAUGUAUGACUAGACACAUGAUACGGCCCUUAACAUGCCAAUGAUCUAUUAAAUACCAGGUAACUUCACAUGAUGAAAAAAUUGUCACAGUAUUAGGAUUAUUGAAGCUGUGAUGUAACCAGUGAUGAAGAUCCAAGAUGUAUGGUUUGAUGCUCUUUAUCCGGGGUGUGUUUGUGUUUCAUGGGAUGUUUGGGUGCUGAGAACAAAGACUAUUCUGUGCUUAAGUAGGUUUGUCCUCCAGCCUACCUUAUUGCUCUGGUUGGCAUACAUUGGGACUCCCAUAUGUUGUUCAGUGAAGUAGCCACCAGCUGCUACAAGGAGACUCUGCUGCAAAAUGUCCCUAGUUGGUCACAGUAUGUCGAACAAACCCAACAAACAAACAUAUUUAUAUAAUAGAACUGGUAAAUGGAAAUGUAUAAAGAGUUACUUCAAUAAAACUGUUUAAGGAUUUUGCAGAUGACUUCAAUAAAACUGUUUGAGGAUUUUA